Messenger RNA from Glossina fuscipes, 4334 nucleotides. It is a transcript of the gene slo, whose product is annotated as calcium-activated potassium channel slowpoke. Lineage: Eukaryota; Metazoa; Arthropoda; Insecta; Diptera; Glossinidae. Gene Ontology annotation, cellular component: postsynaptic membrane. The record is from RefSeq and is a predicted model, not a curated record. The transcript has 26 exons. Gene Ontology annotation, biological process: potassium ion transport; transmembrane transport. Bases 498 to 4151 code for a protein of 1217 amino acids. Gene Ontology annotation, molecular function: large conductance calcium-activated potassium channel activity.
GAAGGAAAAACAUUUUCAAAAAUAAACGAAGCAUAAAGAAAUAGUCGAGAAUAAGUUAUGAAUAAUAAAGUCUAAACAAAACAAAAAAAUUUCGUAAUCGUAUUGAAAUAAAUUAUUUUAUUUGUUUUUUUUUUGGUGAUUCCUUUUAGAAGGAAUAAAACAAGUGAUAAGUGGCCGGUAUUAUUUGCGCGUUGACACAACAGACACAGUAUAAUCAUCAUUAUGAGUUUUAUUUGGGCUGCGUUGUGAAGCCAUAAAAAAUCUUUGCAAAUUUUAUUUGAAUUUAUUAAAAGGAUUGUAAUGCUUAUGCGUUAGAUUAGUCAGUCAUAAGGCGCAAAAUUAUGGAAUACAUGGUGUAACAGCAAAAAAAAAAAAAAAAAAUUAAAUAAAAUCGAGUGUGUUUUUUAACAACAAUAAGAUCACAAAUCAAUGAGCAAGUUUUCGGUGUGAAUGUUGGCAACAGUGGAGUGGUUUGGUGGUUUUGCCUGUAAUAGGGGAUGUCGGGCUGUGAUCAAAGCACUAUCGAAUCGGUGGUUGAAGAUUCAACAGAUUCACCGUUUGAUGCCGAUGAAUGUCUUAAGGUUCGAAAAUAUUGGUGCUUCUUGCUGUCCAGCAUUAUUACAUUUCUUGUUGGAUUGUUCAUUGUGUUACUAUGGCGAGCAUUCGCAUUUGUAUGCUGUCGCAAAGAGCCCGAUUUGGGGCCCAACGAUGCCAAACAGAAAGAGCAAAAGGCGAGAAACAAGCAGGAAUUCGAAGGUACCUUUAUGACAGAAGCUAAAGAUUGGGCUGGGGAACUUAUAUCAGGCCAAACAACAACAGGUCGAAUAUUGGUCGUAUUGGUUUUUAUACUCAGCAUUGCAUCACUUGUUAUAUAUUUCGUUGAUGCGUCUAGCGAAGAAGUCGAAAGAUGUCAAAAAUGGAGUAAUAACAUUACUCAACAAAUCGAUCUCGCGUUCAAUAUAUUUUUUAUGGUUUACUUUUUUAUACGAUUCAUAGCGGCCUCCGAUAAACUUUGGUUUAUGUUAGAAAUGUACAGUUUCGUAGAUUAUUUUACGAUACCCCCGUCCUUUGUAUCAAUAUAUUUAGAUCGGACUUGGAUUGGUCUUCGAUUUCUUCGAGCGCUACGACUUAUGACCGUUCCAGAUAUUUUACAAUAUUUAAACGUUUUGAAGACAUCGAGCUCAAUACGCUUGGCGCAAUUAGUAUCAAUUUUCAUAUCCGUAUGGUUAACGGCGGCUGGAAUUAUACACUUGCUGGAAAACUCUGGCGAUCCGCUGGAUUUUAAUAAUGCUCAUCGUUUAUCCUAUUGGACCUGUGUCUAUUUUCUAAUCGUAACCAUGUCAACGGUAGGAUAUGGCGACGUAUACUGUGAGACUGUUUUAGGAAGAACGUUUCUAGUGUUUUUCUUACUCGUUGGCUUGGCAAUGUUUGCCAGCAGUAUACCGGAAAUAAUUGAACUUGUUGGUAGUGGCAAUAAAUAUGGCGGCGAACUUAAAAGAGAACACGGAAAGAGACAUAUUGUGGUGUGUGGUCAUAUAACAUAUGAGUCUGUAUCUCAUUUCCUCAAAGAUUUUUUGCACGAAGACCGAGAGGAUGUGGACGUUGAAGUUGUAUUUUUACAUCGAAAACCGCCCGAUUUGGAGUUGGAAGGUUUGUUUAAGCGUCACUUUACCACUGUGGAGUUUUUCCAAGGCACUAUUAUGAAUCCCAUAGAUCUGCAAAGGGUUAAGGUUCAUGAAGCUGAUGCCUGCUUGGUGCUCGCCAAUAAAUAUUGCCAGGAUCCGGAUGCCGAAGAUGCUGCCAAUAUAAUGCGAGUUAUUUCUAUAAAAAAUUAUAGCGACGAUAUAAGAGUCAUUAUACAAUUGAUGCAAUAUCACAAUAAGGCUUAUCUGCUGAAUAUACCAUCUUGGGAUUGGAAGCAAGGUGACGACGUCAUUUGUUUGGCUGAAUUAAAAUUAGGAUUCAUCGCACAAAGCUGUUUGGCUCCUGGUUUCUCCACUAUGAUGGCAAAUUUAUUUGCCAUGCGUUCCUUUAAAACCUCUCCCGAUACUCAAGCUUGGCAAAAUGAUUAUCUUCAAGGUACUGGGUGUGAGAUGUACACCGAAACUCUAUCACCUUCAUUUACCGGCAUGACAUUCCCGCAAGCCAGCGAAUUAUGUUUCUCGAAAUUGAAACUCUUACUGCUCGCUAUUGAGAUUAAAGGUAAUGAAGAUGGUGCCGAUAGUAAAAUUUCCAUAAAUCCUAGAGGCGUCAAAAUCCAAGCGAACACACAAGGCUUUUUUAUCGCACAAAGUGCUGAUGAAGUCAAGAGAGCUUGGUUCUAUUGCAAGGCUUGUCAUGAGGAUAUCAAAGAUGAAACCUUGAUCAAAAAGUGCAAAUGCAAGAAUUUGACAGUACAGCCCAGGAAUAAAUUCGAUGAUUUAGAUGUGGGCAUGAUAAUGAUGCAGACCGGAAUGGUGAAUCAAUGCAUAACCUCAGUCAUUAACCAAACCGAGGAUGAUCACCAUCCUGCACCCACAUUUACGCCACCUGAACUCCCGAAAAGGGUGCAUGUGCGUCGAUCAAUAACGGCUGAGAACACGCGAGAUCGUGAAGACAUGAAUUUAUUAAAUCCUCAUAGCCGUCGAACUAAUGGUACAAGUAAUGGAGCGACUGGCUUGCAUAUGAAUGCCGCUGCACCCAAACAGGUCAAUAAAGUCAAACCCACAGUGACACGACAACUCGAUGGGCAAAUGAUGUCCCCUUCGCAAUACAACCGGCCUUCCGAAAAUGAAGCUACUAAUCCUUACGCGGGCUAUCAACUUGCUUACGAAGUUAAAAAGCUCAUGCCGACAAGUCGCAGUACGGGGUCGGGAGCACAAAAUCAAAAUGGUGGCGUAACAUUGCCAGCGGGAAUCGCUGAUGAUCAAUCAAAGGAUUUUGACUUUGAGAAAACAGAAAUGAAAUACGAUUCGACCGGCAUGUUCCACUGGAGUCCAGCUAAAAGUCUUGAAGAUUGCAUACUGGAUCGUAAUCAAGCGGCAAUGACAGUCUUAAAUGGUCAUGUGGUGGUGUGUCUAUUCGCAGAUCCCGACUCACCUCUGAUUGGUCUGCGUAAUUUAGUCAUGCCUCUUCGCGCUUCGAAUUUUCAUUAUCAUGAAUUGAAGCAUGUGGUCAUUGUGGGCUCAGUUGAUUACAUAAGGCGGGAAUGGAAGAUGUUGCAAAACUUGCCGAAAAUAUCGGUGCUGAAUGGUUCUCCGUUAAGUAGAGCUGAUUUAAGAGCCGUAAAUGUUAAUCUAUGCGACAUGUGUUGCAUUUUAUCGGCAAAAGUUCCUAGCAAUGAUGAUCCCACACUGGCCGACAAAGAGGCAAUAUUGGCAUCAUUGAAUAUCAAAGCCAUGACAUUCGACGAUACGAUCGGAGUGUUGAGUCAGAGGGGACCCGAAUUCGACAAUUUAAGCGCAGCCGCCGGCAGCCCAAUUGUAUUGCAACGCCGUGGCUCUGUCUAUGGAGCAAAUGUACCCAUGAUAACAGAACUUGUCAACGAUAGUAACGUGCAGUUUCUUGAUCAGGACGAUGAUGAUGAUCCCGAUACAGAAUUAUAUUUAACGCAACCGUUUGCCUGCGGCACUGCAUUUGCAGUUAGUGUAUUAGAUUCAUUAAUGUCAACGACAUACUUUAAUCAAAACGCGUUGACGCUGAUAAGAUCAUUGAUAACGGGCGGUGCUACACCGGAAUUGGAAUUGAUUUUAGCAGAAGGUGCCGGUUUGCGUGGUGGCUACAGUACACCCGAAAGUUUAAGUAAUAGGGACAGAUGCCGAGUGGGUCAGAUAUCAUUGUAUGAUGGCCCGUUGGCACAAUUUGGCGAAUGCGGUAAAUAUGGAGAUUUAUUUGUGGCGGCUUUGAAAUCCUACGGUAUGUUAUGCAUAGGAUUAUAUAGAUUUCGAGAUACCAGUUCUAGCUGCGAUGCGAGUAGCAAACGUUACGUUAUAACAAACCCACCCGACGAUUUUUCACUACUGCCAACAGAUCAGGUAUUUGUUCUAAUGCAAUUUGAUCCUGGACUGGAGUAUAAGCCACCUGCAGUACGAGCCCCAUCAGGCGGUCGCAGUACUAACACACAAGGCUCCGGGGUCGGUGGAGGCGGAUCUAAUAAAGACGAUAACUCUUGAUUGUUACUGUGUAGCGCCUUAACUGAUGGUCCUUACUCGUACAUUUGAACGAUGGAGAUAGCAUUAAUGUACAAAAUGACACAAUUUAGGCAAUCAAUCAUAAGCAUAAUUUUACAAAUAAUUCGAAAAAUGCUGCAUCGUAUAAAGCAGCCUCCAAAAUAAAUUCCAUUCAUUCCCAUUUAU